GCCGAGUUCACGUCGCCAGGGCAGCAGUCUUUUCGCUAACAAUUCGUCAACAUGGCAAAUCGCGCAAAUCGUCAUGCUGCCCGCACCGAGGAGUCGGAUAACACCAUAAACUAUGUCCAGUGCGACGGACUGGCCGUCAUGAAAAUGGUGAAGCACUGCCACGAGGAGUCGAGCAACAUGGACCUCGCCCAGGGCGCCCUGCUCGGUCUGGUGGUGGACAAGUGCCUGGAAAUCACCAACUGCUUCCCGUUCCCCAAGAGCGGCGAUGAGACCAUGGACGAGGAGAUGUACCAGCUGACCGUGAUGCGUCGUCUGCGUCGCGUCAACGUGGACCAUCUCCAUGUGGGCUGGUACCAGAGCUCCGAUGUGGGCAACAGCCUGUCCUUAGCCCUGCUGGAAUCGCAGUACCAUUACCAGACCAGCAUUGAGGAGUCCGUCGUCGUGGUCUACGAUACUCAGAAGUCCUCUCGCGGAUUCCUCUGCCUGAAGGCCUACCGCCUGACGCCCCAGGCCAUCCAGAUGUAUAAGGAUGGCGACUUUACGCCCGAGGCAUUCCGCACCCUGAAGGUGGGCUACGAGAGUCUCUUCGCCGAGAUCCCCAUCGUGAUCAAGAACUCGCCCCUGACCAACAUCAUGAUGAGCGAGCUGAACGAGCUGCUGCCCGAGGACAAGGGACACAACUUCCUGGAUCUGGGCACUGCCUCCGUGCUGGAGAACCAAAUGCGCAGCCUGAUCGAGCGCGUUGACGAACUGUACCAGGAGGCAGUGCGCUAUAACAAGUACCAGCAGGUUGUCUUCAAGCAGGAUACGGAGAAGCACCGAGCUCUGGCCAAGUUGGCCGCUGAGAACGCCGUUCGCACCUCGAAGGGCGAGCCCACGGUGGCCGAGGAGGAAGUGAUCAAGCAGUUCCGCCCCAUGCCCGUGCCCGCCCGUCUGACGGCCACCAUCACCUCCGGCCAGAUCAACACCCACGCCCAGCACAUCGCCCAAUUCUGCUCCCAGUCGCUGGCCAAGCUCUUCAUCACCGAAUCGUUGCAGAACGCCAAGGAAGCCAAGGAAAUCAAGUAGACUAGCUUAUGUUAAACGUUUUUUAAUCUGAGGCAACAACAUUCAAACUUCACAAACCUAGCAUCUGCGCACACUAAUGGCGAGAAUAAACCAAAACAUUGAGUGUGUUUGGAAGCGAAACACCA
This is a messenger RNA of Drosophila suzukii, 1193 nucleotides long. It is a transcript of the gene eIF3h, whose product is annotated as eukaryotic translation initiation factor 3 subunit h. The record is from RefSeq and is a predicted model, not a curated record. Gene Ontology annotation, molecular function: protein binding; metallopeptidase activity; translation initiation factor activity. NCBI's taxonomy places the organism in Eukaryota, Metazoa, Arthropoda, Insecta, Diptera, Drosophilidae. Gene Ontology annotation, cellular component: eukaryotic translation initiation factor 3 complex; cytosol; cytoplasm.